Molecule: messenger RNA, 912 nt
Organism: Caenorhabditis bovis
Lineage: Eukaryota; Metazoa; Nematoda; Chromadorea; Rhabditida; Rhabditidae
Source: the annotation of a GenBank genome assembly
AUGUCUGAGGCUUGGGUUACUCUAGCAACAAAUGACGAUUACGCUCAAGGAGCUUUGGUUCUUGUCCACUCGCUUCGAACCGUCGGGACUACCCGAAAAAUUCAUUGCUUGAUUAGCAACGAGGUGUCUGAAGCAGUUCGUCAACAAUUAGUGGAUCACUUCGAUGAUGUUACCGUAGUCGAUGUCUUCAACAGUAAUGAUUCUCAAAACCUUGCUUUAAUCGGACGCCCAGACCUUGGUGUCACCUUCACAAAACUUCACUGUUGGCGUCUUACGCAGUACACCAAAUGUGUUUACCUAGAUGCUGAUACCUUGGUUCUGCAAAACGCUGAUGAAUUGUUUGAACGCCCUGAUUUUUCGGCUGCUGCUGACAUCGGAUGGCCAGACACUUUCAACAGCGGCGUUUUUGUUUUUGCACCAAACCAGAAGACUUACAAUGCUCUUGUGGAGUUUGCUACUACCCAUGGAUCGUACGACGGCGGAGAUCAAGGAUUGUUGAACGACUUCUUCUCCAACUGGAGAGAUCUUUCACCGGCUCAUCGUUUGCCGUUCAUUUAUAAUAUGACAUCUGGCACUUUCUACACCUACGCUGCUGCAUACAAAAAGUACGGCGCCAAUACAAAAAUCGUCCACUUCAUCGGCCCAGUGAAGCCCUGGCACGGGGCUGCCGCCGUCCACACCGGCGAGCAUUUCCAACAAUGGCAACGUAUUCAUCAAGCUCAUAUGGUUCAUACGACUAACCAAACUCACUGCCCGACCUUUGUGUCAGAGAAAGAACGAGAACAAUUUAAGAGUCCAUCUCCAUCUAUGGAUGAUCGUCGUGCUGCAUGGGAAUCCGGCAACCCCGAUUAUCUAGGAAGAGAUGCUUUCAUUCACAUUCAAGAAGCAUUGAACCGAGCCCUCAAUGAAUAA